Molecule: messenger RNA, 595 nt
Organism: Trichosurus vulpecula (common brushtail)
Lineage: Eukaryota; Metazoa; Chordata; Mammalia; Diprotodontia; Phalangeridae
Gene: MEIG1
Product: meiosis/spermiogenesis associated 1
Exons: 3
Coding region: 119-385 (88 amino acids)
Cellular component (GO): nucleus
Source: RefSeq, a predicted model, not a curated record
UGGCCUUGCCCAAGAAGCCCUAGAAGCUGAAGGAGUCGCUUCCAGCGCCGCCUCCGCCCAAGCUUCCAGUGCCACAGGGCGUCGGCAAAAAAAGACUGGUGGUAAAACUUCUGUAGACAUGGCUAGUUCUGACAUGAAACCAAAAUCAAUAAGUCGUGCCAAAAAAUGGUCAGAUGAGAUAGAGAAUCUGUACAGAUUUCAGCAAGCAGGAUAUCGGGAUGAAAUUGAAUAUAAACAAGUGAAGCAAGUCUCUAUGGUAGAUCGUUGGCCAGAGACAGGCUAUGUGAAGAAACUUCAGAGAAGAGAUAAUACUUUCUAUUACUAUAAUAAACAGAGGGAAUGUGAAGACAAGGAGGUUCAUAAAGUGAAAAUUUAUGCUUAUUAGCAUUUCUUCAUUGUGUGAUUUGUUAUUUAUUUAAAAAAACCCACUGAGUUUCAUGAUAUAAUAUGUAAAAUGUUUGUCACAUCACCAGCUGUAUUCUUCACCUUAAUACUUUGUAACAUAAAAGUAAUGAAACUAGCUUUCUUUUAAGCCACCUUGCCCCAUAGUUUAAAAUAUCUGAUAGAUAAGUGAAUAAAUAAAAUGUCAUCUUCU